GUCGUGAUAAAAUUGAUGAGUUUAGAACGGUUGUAAGAGAUGGGAAAUUUGCAUUCGGGGUUUUCGUAGGGGUUUUAGAAGAAAAAUUUAAAAAAGGAGCAUAUGAAUCGGCUAAAAGUUCAGAAGGCGAUAUUAUUAUUACCGUGUAUAAUAGAAUGUGUCAAGAUAUAGAGAGGUUUAUCGCUGGUCGAUUUUCCGAACAAAUUC
Molecule: messenger RNA, 207 nt
Organism: Racocetra fulgida
Lineage: Eukaryota; Fungi; Glomeromycota; Glomeromycetes; Diversisporales; Gigasporaceae
Source: the annotation of a GenBank genome assembly